AUGAGGCUGAAAUUUUUGAGACGCCGAUUGCUGGUACCGCUCGCAGGAGUCGGACUGUUGGCUAUCACGAUUCUUAUAAAAGCGUAUUUGUUCCAAAGACAGAGAUGUCAUAUCGUGUACGAAAAAGCAAAUCAUUUGGGAAUGAAGGUAACUGGAUGUGGUCUUCUCUAUAACUAUAUCGCACACUGAAUACACUAGCUGCAAAACAUUUUGACAAAAAACUUAAGAAAAGUCCUGGGGUCAAAAUAAUGGGGAUGAUACUAUUAAUGAUAGUUGACGAGAGUUGACGACUUACUGAGUUCUCUCUUUUGACUGGUAAACUAUAAAGUCCUGGUAAAACGUGGCUGAGAGUUGAGAAGCGAGAGUUUGCAUCAGUAUCAGUUCCCUGAAACAUCUCCUAUAAAUCCUUCAAAACGUAGAAUUUACCUAAGCAAAAUAUCUGCGUGACCACCAAAAACCCCCUCAAAAAACAUGAACGAAAUUAUGUAUUCAAAAUUUUGAGUAAAAUUACGACAAAUUUAUGAGCAAAUCUAUUUUACUUCACUUUAAAGAGUGACAUAAUCUUACUCAAAAUUUUGAUUCGCUGCAUGUGGGCGGAUAUGCAUUAUCUGUUUUACUCAACAUUCGCAGUACGAGUUAGUUACUAAAACAUAGAUAGGAACGGAUAUGGAUUCUAUCGUUUUUGACAAGUUAGGUUUAAAGCAGAUUGAGCAAUCUAGUCUUAUAUAUGAAAACAGUUUGCCAGCUAUAGGUUUAUUGUAAAUUCCUAUGAUUUUAAGCUUACUCAUAUUCUCGUUGAUUUAGACCGAAGAACAAAACGACAAGACAGAAGAUAUUUCAAAUAAUGACAAUAAUUCAGUAAGCCUGUACUCAAAAUAUACUCAGGGUUUGGCCGGCCAUAUUAGAGCAGUUUAAUAAGACGUUAAUUUCGAACUGGAACUGAUGAGCAAAAGAACAUGUUUUGUGAAUUGCUUGGUUAAACAAAAGCAAUCAGCCUUUGUGAUGCGUCCUUGUCUUAACAAAAGCAAUCAGCCUUUGUGAUGCGUCCUUUAGAAAAUUUAGUCUUGUUUUAUCAGUCAGUUGUGUUUUGUCCGAACCAACGGUGCGAAGCGAGGGUACCAAUUAAUUCCGCUUGGCUAUAUUCACACCUACGCGCCAAGUUUAAAUAGUACAUGACUAUGUUGCUCAGGAAAACAUGCACAGCUUUCCUGAAAACUGUUAAUUUCAAUGAACAUUUAAUUAAAACGUUUUACGAAGAUACUUUUUGUGUGUGUUGGUGUUAUGUACUCAGGUGAAUAUGAUGUUUGUGAUGUUACUCUGAGUGUGCAUCCACACCGGGCAAGCUGAAACGUUUGCCUGCAUGACCACGGUGGGAAUCGAACGCGCGAUCUUUGGGUUUUACGAAGAGUUUCCCGUUGAAUUUUACAGUUAAAAUAAGCCCAUAGAUGCAAAAUAACACACUAAAUUGUCUUACUUUAUAUAUUUUAGAUAUUGUUAGUUCUACUAUAGCUAAAAUUGUUGAACUUCCAUUUAUUUUGUUCUGUUUUGUAAGUUAAAUAGAAAACAGUGAUCGUGUUGCCAAGGCUAACAAGACGCGGAUAACGCGAGCCUGCGAUCAGUGUUGGCGUAAUUCAUGUUGUUGCAUGCAUGUAUUUCUAGUAUUGCUAUAAUCAACCAGUCACAAAACCUGUUCGUAUAUACAAGUUGGUGGUCAUUUAAUUUUUAAAUAGCUAUAUUAUAUAAUUAUAAGUUAAUUUUCCAGAAACUGAAAACAAUUCUUUUCUAGAUACCAUUGUUAACAGUUUCUAAAGAUAUAACAAUUGGCCCGGAUGAAUGGAUAAGCAGGACAAUACUUGAUUCAAAGGUAUACAUUUAUUCUUAUACUGAUUGUCUCGGGUAUAGGUGACUGUAUAUUAUAGGAAGCCAUUUUUGAAAACAAACUAUUUUAAAAUUCCCCGGCCGCAUGCGCAAAACACGAAAUUCUACCUUUUACAUAGAUACAUACAUGACUUACAUGACCAGGAAAUUCUGUUCUUGAAGAUUGUAAAACAUUUCAAAGAGACGACAAAAUUUAGCCUCCUCCGCAGGCUUCGCUAUGUGUUUUAGCCUGCGAAUGGGUUUAAAGAAUACAUUUCUGGUUUUUCCGACCACCCGAUUCAGGUGAGAUGCCUGCGGAGGAGGCUAGACAAAAUUUUGAACUCUUUAAAGAUGAAGACAACUGUCAUGGUUAAACCAUGAUCAGAAAAGUUCAACUCCCGAAAAGAAAUACUUGCUACUAUGACUUUUUUAAAUGAUUGCACUAUUGCAGAACCUAUUUCGACACUCUGUUGGCCCUUUAUACUAUAACACUGAGCAAAACAAUUGUGCCAUUCACAUUGCUGUGACGUUUGUAAAAAGGGCCAUCAGCCCAUCAUGCAUGGCCGCGACCAUCACGACCACAUGAAUGCGGCCUGCAAUCAGCUGCAUCUAAGAACUGAAGAGUCAAUGAACGUAACUAACAUUCAACCGCUUUUUCCACUUCAAUGUAGAGAGAAUGUGCGGCAUCGCUCGAAUCAGAAGAGAAAGAUAAAAAGUCAGACCUUGCUUGUGAGAUACCAGACAUUGAUCCAUUCCAUCCAUCUAUGAUGAAAUUACUUCACAACGUAACGAUGCCAAGUUGCUCGCAAUAUAAAUCUUAUGGAAAAUUAGUCAACGGCAAAAUACAGUUUUUAGGUAAGUUUAACCGUUUGUCUACUGAAUACACUUUCUUAGAUGUUGCUGUAACCUGCGAUCAGGCCCUAUAAAUUGGAAACUAGGGCCUGAUAAAAAAGUUUGUUGAACUGUAUGUGCCGACAAAAGUUUCAUACCAAAUUUUGAUAUGAAUCUCUGAUUGGCCAAUAAAAGUUCAACUCGAAUAAACUUCUGGUUACUUCCCAACCAGAAGUUACCUUCCCAACCGUAAAAACCCUGCAAUUAAAAUUUACUUACGGAAAACAAAUGGGGCAGAAAGAUACUUCCAGAAAACAAAAACCUUUCCGAGGGUUUAGAUUCCCCCGGCGUGGAGGGGGACUGAGGGACUGCCGACAACAUAUCAAGAAAUGGGGGGGAUAGAGGUAUGCAAAUCCGCCGAUCCGCCCAAAUUUGAAGAAAAAUCCGCGAAUCGACAAUGGUCUUGUCUAAAUUUGAAUCCACUAAAAGCUCUACUAUGAAAUCACAAUCCAGGAUCCGAACUAAAUUGCAAGCUAAAUCCACAAUCCGAGCCAAAAUAUUAGAUAAAUCCGCAAUCCGCUGUAUUAAUAAGAUCCGCAAAUCCGUGUAAAAUAUUCGCCAGAUCCGAAAUCCAAACAAUUUUUUCUGUGAAAUCCGACGAUCCGAAAACCUAUUCACCCCCCCAAGAAACGAAAUACACCCACAUUUCGCUCUUGUCAAGUUUGCUCCUCCUUUCAUAACCUUCACUUAUAUCCAAUUCAAUUUAUCUAUCCACUCAUUUGAGCCUGUCUGUUUAUUUGUAAAAUCAACAUUCAAGUCUGGAAAUUAUUUAUAGCAUAAUUACUACAUCAGAUCACAAGGGGUUCAACUACUGUCAGUAACAAGUGUAAAAUAAUCAAAGUAAUAAACUUACUUAUGAAAUUCUUCGCUGGAAUGUCAACAUGCAGAGAAGGAGCAGAAAAUAUUAUCUAUAUUAAGCAUUAUAGAAUCCUCAACAGGUAAGUAAUGUGGGCGCGUAUGAGGUAAUAGUAUCUUUAAUAAUAGAUAAAUUAAUAAUAGAAGGGAUGAAACACUGGUCACGUGAUCGUUCGAUGUUUACCAUGAGUAGCCUAUCCACUCGGAGAUUUCCGACGCAGUUCAGAAAUGUAUCUCAAUUCUCAAAGCUAUUUUUGAUUUUAUAGAGCAAUUUCUGAUGUGAUUUACAUUUUUAAAACCUUAAUAUUGAAACUAUAGUCUAUACCGGCGCCAACAAACGCUAUUUUUAAAAUCUGAAUGCAAAUCCUAGCAUCUCACGAGUGCCGAACUUCAUCCGACUGGAUAGGCUACUCUUGGUAGACAUAUCGCGAAAAUUGCGAAGAACUUGCUGUUAAAAAUCAUUUCUCAGUUAUUUCUUGCUGUUAAAAAUCAUUUCUGUGUUAUUUCUUUACUAGAUAUCUUUGAUAUAUGCUAAAUACGUUGUAAAAUAAUCAAAUUAUAUAUAUGUCGAAACGGUUAAAGCAUUUUAAAAAAUCAUGUGACCAGUGUUUCAACCCUUCUAUAUAUUACUUUGUCUAUUGUUAAUUAUGCUAUGACUUCAUACGCGCCCGCAUUACUUACCUGUUGAGGAUUCUGUAGUACUUCAUAUAGAUCAUUUCUCUGCUCUUUCUCUGCUCGUUCAGAAGAACCAGCACGUCAUGGAGAACGGACGUGUAGACUUGAGCUCUGAAAAAUUGGCCGAAUCUUUAUCACGUUUUGUGGAAAGUGAUGAUUCCAGACAUUGUGAAUUGAAUAUAGAAAGCUCCUUAAAUGCUGUAAACAUUUUGUACAGCCAUUUCUGCUAUAAGAAGAACAAACUUAAAUGGGCUGGUUCGUUGGAAGAUCUGAAAGCCGUCGUGCUCACUGUAGUGGACGAACAAACAGCUGAAACUACAACCUGGCGAUCGCCUGGCGGUGGUACGUGGAAAUUCGACAGUAAGGCACUGUGUGUUACCUGGCAAACAAAGAGUCAGAAUAUUUAUUUUGAGGGCGAAAACGGCGAGGAAGUGACCAAACGGAUAAUUUUCGCACUUAAACCAAGGCGUGCACGCUUCGUUGAAAGCAUAUUCUCUCGAAAUUAA
This is a messenger RNA of Paramuricea clavata, 4784 nucleotides long. The record is from the annotation of a GenBank genome assembly. NCBI's taxonomy places the organism in Eukaryota, Metazoa, Cnidaria, Anthozoa, Malacalcyonacea, Plexauridae.